Messenger RNA from Hypoxylon fragiforme, 814 nucleotides. RefSeq names its product ubiquitin-conjugating enzyme. NCBI's taxonomy places the organism in Eukaryota, Fungi, Ascomycota, Sordariomycetes, Xylariales, Hypoxylaceae. The coding region runs from base 286 to 753 and encodes 155 amino acids. The record is from RefSeq and is a predicted model, not a curated record. The transcript is spliced from 2 exons.
AACAAUAUGAGAUCAUUGCUGCAAACUUGUAACCUUGAGGGCAAAUUACGAAGUACAACAUUGAACAUUGAACUGACUUUGAUUACCUAAGGGCAAUCCCUGGUUAUUACAUGCACGCUGUAUCUCAACUUGACAAAGCUAUUUAAUACAACUUAUACCUCUAUUUCUUAACCAAGAACAUAAACAGCCAGAAUCACAUCACAUAAACCAGGUACUUCCUACCAAGAGACACUACUCUUCAAGAUACCUGAGGUCCUAAACAACCACGCAAAACACUUCGUAAAGAUGGCUUCGUCGCAAAAGCGCAUUAGCAAGGAACUGCAAGAAUGCAUGACCUCCCCACCAACCGGCAUGACCGUCUCGAUCCCCUCAGAAGCCGACCUGCACAACUGGACCGCGACUCUCCUCGGGCCCCCGCAAACCGUGUACGCGGGCGGGCGCUUCGAGCUCUCGAUCGUGCUGCCGCCGGACUACCCGUUCAAGGCGCCGCAGGUGACGUUCGCGACGCGCAUCUACCACCCCAACGUGACCAACGACAACGUGGGGUCCAUCUGCCUCGGCAUGCUCAAGUCGGAGAACUGGAAGCCCGCCAGCCGCGUCCGCGCCGUCCUCGACGCCGUCCGCCAGCUCCUCGUCGAGCCCAACCCCGACGACCCCCUCGAGGCCCGCAUCGCUGAUGAGUACAAGAACAACACCGCUGAGUUCGAGAAGAACGCUCGUAGUUACGUUGCCCGGUAUGCCUCGUCUAAGUAAGGCACCUAAAGCAGAGCAAAGCAAAGCCUUGGGAGGGGGAGCGGGGCAUGUUUGUCUCCUC